UUUCAGUCCCGCUUGCCAACUCACCAACUCGCUUCCAACCCUCACGAGCAUUCCCCAGCUCUCGACGCCUUCUUGCACUUGGGACAGGCAAUCCUAAGUCGCUAUUAGAGCAUAGAUUUACUUCUUAACGACCUUCUAAUUCUCCGCAAUGUCUGCAAAAUGGGAUGCUAGAUAUCUUGGACCCGUCCCUCACGAUGCUGCCUACUACUCAAAAUGUAUGCUAGGAGGUGUGCUCGCUUGCGGUAUCACCCACGCUGGUAUCACUCCUUUGGAUGUUACCAAAUGUAACAUGCAGGUUGACCCUGCGAAAUUCAAAGGUCUUGGGUCAGGCCUCAAAGUCCUCCUGAAGGAGGAAGGUGCCAACGGUAUCUGGAAAGGCUUCGGACCCACCUUUGUCGGCUAUUCACUUCAGGGCAUGUUCAAGUACGGUCUGUAUGAAGUCUUCAAGGAUUUCUACAUGAACUUGGCCGGUGAGGAGAUUUCCGAGAAAUACAAGGGUGCUAUCUGGCUUGCCGGUUCUGCUUCUGCUGAAGCCUUUGCCGAUGUCGCCCUCUGUCCCCUCGAGAUGACCAAAGUUAAGAUUCAGACCAGUCCCGCCGGCACCUUCCCUACCGCUUUCGGCGCUGCCUUGAAGGAAAUGAGCAAGCAGAAGGUCGAAACCCGUUACCCCUUCGGUUCUCUCGUCCCUCUCUGGUCGCGCCAGAUUCCCUAUACCAUGGCCAAGUUUUACUUCUUCGAGAAGACCGUCCAGUUGUUCUACACCCAUGUCUUCCCUCAGCCUAAGGAAACCUACAGCAAGACCACCCAGCUCGGCGUUACUUUCGCUUCUGGUUAUAUCGCUGGUGUUGUUUGUGCUGUCGUCUCACACCCUGCUGAUUCCCUCGUCUCGCAACUCGGAAAGGCCGCUAACAAGGGCAAGUCGAUCGGUACCAUCGCCAGCGAGGUUGGAUUCGGAACUUUGGCCACCAAGGGUCUCGGAACUCGUGUACUCAUGAUCGGUACUUUGACUGGCUUCCAAUGGUGGAUCUAUGACACUUUCAAGGCAACCAUGGGUAUGGGCACAACCGGUGGCAAGUAGAUUUGAAGUACGCGUCGAUAGAUGUCUGUAAUAAUGAGUGUGAAAUGGUCUUUACCCUUAUCGAUCUCGAUAGGACAGCCCCUCCCAUUAUCUCUUUAAGCCCUCUUAUUAUAACCGUUUCUACGAGCGCUCCUCAUGUUUAUUCUUCGUAGUUCUAAUCCCUAUUCCUGCUAUCAGAAUAA
Molecule: messenger RNA, 1260 nt
Organism: Guyanagaster necrorhizus
Lineage: Eukaryota; Fungi; Basidiomycota; Agaricomycetes; Agaricales; Physalacriaceae
Product: mitochondrial carrier
Exons: 7
Coding region: 149-1078 (309 amino acids)
Biological process (GO): mitochondrial phosphate ion transmembrane transport
Cellular component (GO): mitochondrial inner membrane
Molecular function (GO): phosphate transmembrane transporter activity
Source: RefSeq, a predicted model, not a curated record